AUGAAAAGGAACAUGUCUCUUUCUCUCUUUCUCUCUCACUCUCAUUUUCUAUCUCUCUUUCUCUCUCUUUCUCUCUCUCUCUCUUUCUCUCUCUCUAAGUCGUCUAUGUUGAUUCAUGUAGAGACCCAUAAUUUUAGUGAAAAGCUAAACCUGCACGCUAUCUAUCUAUCUAUCUAUCUAUCUAUCUAUCUAUCUAUCUAUCUAUCUAUCUAUCUAUCUAUCUCUGUUUAUAUCUAUCUAUCUAUCUCUGUUCAUAUCUAUCUACUGCACUUUAUUCAGUUCCUUUAUUUAAAAAAAAUAGUGAUCACAUUAAAAUUUUAUCUGUCUCUCUAUCUAUCUAUCUAUCUAUCUAUCUAUCUAUCUAUGUCUGCUAAUAUCUAUCUAGAAAUGAACAUCUCAUUGUACAAAUCUCGGUCCGCGGAUCUAUCUAUCUAUCUAUCUAUCUAUCUAUCUAUCUAUCUAUCUAUCUAUCUAUACUGGCAUUCAGUUCCUAUUUUCAUUUAUUUUGCCUUCAACCUUUUUUCAUUUCUUCUUCUUCUUUUUUUUCUUCUUCUUCUUUUUCUUCUUCUUUUUCUUCUUUUUCUUCUUCUUCUUCAACACAUUCUUUAUCGUUUCCUUUUUAUUCUUUUCUUAUUUUCUUUUCUCAUUUGA
Messenger RNA from Acanthosepion pharaonis, 651 nucleotides. Lineage: Eukaryota; Metazoa; Mollusca; Cephalopoda; Sepiida; Sepiidae. The record is from the annotation of a GenBank genome assembly.